GCUAAAUCGUAAACGCCGGAGUCAGGCUUGCUCUAUAAAUCUCGGCUUUCUUGGCCAGUCAUUAGAUCCUAGGACAACCAAAUCAGUCCAUAAUCGAUUCUCACUUGCUCGGUAACGCUAAAUAUGUCAACCUUCAUCACGUCUGCGAAUAUUGCGGCUACUAUUGGGCUGGCCGCAACCAUGAUGGGCUCCAUCGUCACGCUAAAACCAGAACUCGGUAUCAAAAUGUGGCACUUCGAUAUUGCGUCCUCCGAGGAUUUCAAGGAUCCAAAAUCGAAAAAUAGGAGCCUGAUCUUGGACGAGCUACGCCUGUUCGCCAUACGCGAGUUCUUCAUUGGAGCAAGCCUGUUUGCGGCAGCAUACUUCGGCAACCACAAGACCUUAGCUGCGAUGUGCUUGCUUGGGGUCCCGGUGGUCACUAUUGAUGGCAUUGUGCAGCGGAGACAGGCACCGAAGGCGGAUUGGUGGGUUCACUUUGCGUUGGCGCCGGUGUUCGCCGGGUUAGGUGUUGUGUCGUGGAGACAGCAAUGAUUGAUAUCGCUUCCCUCGGGAUGCGGUUUUGGGUUAUGUGGCGUGCUGGACACAAAAGAGUCUGGUUGAUUCGAUCACGAGGAACUCCAGAUCGUUGGUUGAGUUGGCUGAAUCUCAAGGUGAAGCACCUACAAAGAGAAGGGGUUUCCACGCGUUCGCGGCGGAAAGGUUUGGCUUUCAAAUUCAUCAUCCAUGGUUCACACGCUGUCAGGGGCUGACCGAACCGGUCGUAGCGUUGACAAGUUGAAAGGAGCGAACGGCCUCGAAAAGGGAGGGUGGAAAAUGGGCGUCGACUCGCCGUCGGCGCAUUUAAAGCGGUUAUUUAAGCGCUAGCUUUGGUCAUGCAAACUUCUAUCUUUAGGCAAUG
Molecule: messenger RNA, 898 nt
Organism: Colletotrichum acutatum
Lineage: Eukaryota; Fungi; Ascomycota; Sordariomycetes; Glomerellales; Glomerellaceae
Exons: 1
Coding region: 124-531 (135 amino acids)
Source: RefSeq, a predicted model, not a curated record